Molecule: messenger RNA, 2984 nt
Organism: Metschnikowia bicuspidata var. bicuspidata NRRL YB-4993
Lineage: Eukaryota; Fungi; Ascomycota; Pichiomycetes; Serinales; Metschnikowiaceae
Product: cysteine--tRNA ligase
Exons: 1
Coding region: 494-2788 (764 amino acids)
Biological process (GO): cysteinyl-tRNA aminoacylation
Cellular component (GO): cytoplasm
Molecular function (GO): ATP binding; cysteine-tRNA ligase activity
Source: RefSeq, a predicted model, not a curated record
ACCAACUACAAUUCUGAACCCAUUCAAAAAGAUAAAAUGAAAGUGUUGUACUAACAUAGCAGAUCCCCUUUCGCCUAGCCGCCAUCAGAAAUCACAGCGUUUUGCAGCACCUAUAUUCACAUGCGAGCUACGGAACGCUGUAUUGCUUUUCACCACCCUUGUAGUUCUGGGUUGCAGCAUUUCUCUUCCCCGCUUUCUUGGCCCAUGCAUAUAUAAGUGUAUGGGCCGCCCUCUAUUCUGAGCAGCAUCUUUUUUCCCGGUGCUGCAGCCUCACAACUCUUUGACAGCCCACACAAUUAUCUGUACUGGCGCCAGCCCAUAGCCGCCGGCCCAUUUGAACUUGGCCUGCUUCCCGUAGUAAUUUAUAGUGUUUCCAUCUUGCCCAGUGCAUUGACAUUCUUUUGUGUUUCUGGCGGAUUCCUGCUUGCACGGCUGACUCACCCCGUGCACCGCCAGAACUGCCACACAAAAUUCUCACACCUGGGUACUCCACAUGUACAAAGUAUUCGCCCGAUUGAUGAGCACAAAAAAAAUUGUACAGCAGCCGCACUGGAGCAAGCCGCUGGCGCCCCAGGGAGAGAGCCCGGUGUUGAAAAUUUAUAACUCCUUGACGAGAACAAAGGAGGAGUUCGUGCCGAUCUCCGCCGGUCGCAUUUCAUGGUACUGCUGUGGACCCACCGUCUACAACCAUGCCCACAUGGGCCAUGCCCGCAACUACGUGUGCUCCGACAUUUGCCGUCGAAUUCUCCGGGACCAUUUUGGAUACAACAUCAAUUUUGUGCAAAACGUGACUGAUAUAGACGACAAGAUCAUUGUCGCUGCCCGCCAGCAGCAUCUCUUUGAGGAGAAGAUCGCCACCAAGUAUAAUGCCGUGACGCCCGAGCUCGCUGCAUCUAUCAGACUGUACUUGCUGGACUAUGUUGCCAAAAAUUUGCCUGAAUUUAAGGGCGACGUGGCUACCGAAUUGGUCUCGUACAUCGAUGCGCUUGAUCUCCAGGCGCUCGCCGUGGCCAACCCUAAAUUGCCCAUGUAUGCACGUGCUGCUAAGAAGGCGCACGGUGCUGCUUAUGGAGAGAUGUCUUUCGAGUUGUUCUUGGCUGCGGUGGAGGAGGUCGCCGUGCCCACGCUCGACAAGCAGUUCGGCUCUUCCGUGACAGACCCUGAGAUUUUCAGAAAGUUGCCUGCAUUCUGGGAAAACAAGUUCAACCAGGAUAUGGAGAGACUAAAUGUGCUUCCCCCUUCAGUGACCACACGUGUAUCCGAGUACGUGCCUGAAAUCAUCGAGUUCGUGGAGAAAAUCAUCGAGAACGGCUUUGCCUACUCGACCCCGGACGGAUCCGUUUAUUUCGACACCGUCAGAUUCGAAAACCACCCGGACCACGACUACGCCAAGUUGCAGCCCUGGAACAAAGGGUCUUUGGAGCUCAUAAACGAUGGCGAAGGCUCGUUGUCGGUUUCCGAAACAGGAGCCAAAAAGAACUCGGCCGACUUUGCUCUCUGGAAAGCUUCAAAACAGGGCGAGCCAGCGUGGGAGUCCAAGUGGGGUCCUGGAAGACCAGGCUGGCACAUUGAGUGUUCGGUGAUGGCCAGUGACAUUUUGGGAGAGAAAAUGGAUAUCCAUUCCGGAGGCAUCGACUUGUGUUUCCCUCAUCAUGACAAUGAGUUAGCACAAUCCGAAGCAUACUUUGACAACAAGCAGUGGGUCAACUACUUCAUGCACAAUGGGCACUUACACAUUCAAGGCCAGAAAAUGUCCAAAUCCUUGAAGAACUUCAUCACCGUCGAGGAGGCGUUGCAGACAUAUUCCGCCAGACAGCUUCGUUUGGUGUUUGCCUUUGGCAGUUGGGACAAGCCGCUUGAUUUCAAGGACUCGUUGAUUCUGGAAGUCCGGGCCUACGAAUCCUCGUUGUCGAAGUUCUUCACGACUGUGAGAGCAUUGGUCACCGACCACAAGUACGUUGUUUCCGAAGGUGGAUACAGGUCCAAGAAAUUGGAGCAAGUGCAUAAGCAGCUUUUGACCGAUUUGGCCCAAGCACAGCUGGACGCCCACGCUGCGUUCUGCGACAAUUUGUCUUCGCCAACUGUCUUGAGAGUGGUCAGCGACUUGGUUUCCAAGAGCAACACAUUCAUUCAAGGUACGGUCACAGGCAAGCACGAGUUGCGUUUUGAGCCUUUGGUCGAAAUCACGAACUGGAUUGUGCGCAUUUUGGAAAUCUUGGGUUUCGAAGCCAGGGCGGAUAGACUCGGCUGGAUCGACUCUGCGGAAACUUCCGGCACCAGCUCUGCAUCAGCAGAAGAUGUGGCCAUGCCGUACGUGAAAGCGUUGUCGCAAUUCAGAGAUUUGGUGAGGGAAUUGGCCAUCCGCAAGGCAGACUCGGGCGAGAUUCUUGGUGCUUCUGACACCUUGCGUUCGGACUUGAUUAAGUUGGGAAUCUCUUUGGACGACAGACCUUCCGGUGGGGCUUUAGUGAAGUUCUUGAACCAACAGGAAAAGGAGGAGUUGAUCAAGCAACAGCAGGCUAAGGAGCAGCAGGCGUUGGAGAAGGCGCAGAAGAAGAAGCAACAAGCCGAGGCUAAUGCGAAGAAGGAGCAGGAAAGACUUGCAAAGAUGAAAAUCAGGCCACAGGAUCUUUUCCAGGACAAGACUGCGUACUCAGAGUGGGACGCGGAAGGCAUACCCACCAAGACCGCGUCGGGCGAGGAGGUGACCAAGAGUAUGAAAAAGAAGUUGGUGAAGCAGUACCAGCAACAGGAGAAGCUAUACGCCGAGUAUACUAGCAAGCAGUAGACAAGUAUAUACGGACAAUUUGACUCUUUUACAGACUGAGAGCGCGCGAGGUGGGGUCCGUGAACCGUGGUAUUUAGAGACGAGUAUUCUUGCGACAGCAUAUGAGCGAAUCUUGAAUUGAGCGCUGGAAUGAAAUUAGUUCAUUUAUUCCAGUAACUUUUAGACAUACUGUAUCAAUAUAGCACUUCCACACCGA